AUGUGCCACAAGUCCGUGGAGGAAGCGGUGCCCGGAAACAUCGUCGCUUUGAAUGUCAAGGGCCUCGAGCAUACCAACGCACCCCGUGCAGGUGAUGUCAUGGUCUCACAAACUGACACCGAGCUGACGGCCACCAAGAAGUUCGAUGCCCAACUCUAUGUCUUGGCGCUGUCCGAGGAAAUCCGCGUGGGUACCUCCCUGACCUGUCUGAUGCGAUGUGGCCGUGCCCAAGGCAAGGUCUCUGCGAUUAAGUGGAAGAUCGCCCCGGGGGAAGGAAGGACCGAGAAUCCCGAGAGCAUUCAGGGCCGAGGUGCGGCUUGCUGCAGCAUUGAGUUGGACACAGCCUUGGUGUGUGAUACCAGGAGUGUGUGCGAACCAACUUCAAGAGUUGCUUUCAUGGCCAACGGUAAGCCGGUGAUGUUCGGAAUGGUCCAGAUGAAGGGCUAG
Molecule: messenger RNA, 447 nt
Organism: Symbiodinium necroappetens
Lineage: Eukaryota; Dinophyceae; Suessiales; Symbiodiniaceae
Source: the annotation of a GenBank genome assembly